GACCGACUCGCGACGUGGCCAGGACUGCGGGUUUCUAUGUCGCCAUUGCGACGUGGCAAGGACUGCAGUGACGUCGCCGCAGACGCCUAGACGCUGCCCGAAAGCUCGCGAACGCAGCCCGGAGAGCCCGGCGCAUGGACAUGGCCCGCGUCCUGCCGGCCGAGGCUGGCCCUACGCCCAGCGCCGCCGAUCUGGAGGCCUACGACGCAAUACUGGGCAAUGCUGCUCGGUUAACGUUCCGGAUGGUGCAACACGUCCACCAGGGAAAAGUCACGACGUUUCGCGUCGACGCGGACGGUACGAAGGACGCGUUCUCCAUUCUCGUCAACCACGACCGCGCGCGGCCCGGGGAAAACCUGGCCAACAACGAGCCGUUCGGCGCCUUCGUCGCGGACGUCGUACUAGGAGACGGGUCCGACAACCGCGUCGUGCAGACCAUCACGUGCUCGGGCCAGAUGGACUGGAAGGAAUUUAUGUACAAUAAGAAGUCCUGCCCCCCGGUCCAAUCGAUGGACCGCGGCGACCAGCUCACGCUUACGAGCGGCUCCCCGGGCGGCGCGACAGGCGCGUGUGGGUGUCCCAAGUGUGACAAGGAGAUCGAGUACAAGGUCGAGCGGUCGAGCGGCGCGUCCACCCGGCUCUUCGCGUCGAAGGAGCGGAACGAGGCGCAGUGCCGGCGCGCGUGGUGCGAUUGUCUUUGUUGGAUCACGUUCUUUGGUCCGAUCUGCUUGAGCGUGUGCUGCGCGCACCCCGACUGGCACUACGAGCUCCAGGACGCGUCGAACGCGCCUCUGGGGGGCGCGUCCUUCACGCACAAGCAGUUCACGUGCUGCUACAACGAAUGCUGCGCGAAAAACCAGCCGCAUAAGUCCUUCGCAGACCUCGGAUCCGCGCCGCUCGCGGCGCGCCGGGACCUCGUCGCCAGCGUCGCCAUGAGAAUCGGCAGCAUCCUCGCGACGCCGGCAACGGGGUAAUCGCUUCGCUCGCACGCAACAAUUCGCUCGCGCAUAACAUAUCCCGUCGAUGGGAUACGGGAUAUGUUACGCAUCUACGAAGUAAACUUAAUUUUAAUCCAAG
This is a messenger RNA of Pelagomonas calceolata, 1077 nucleotides long. The record is from the annotation of a GenBank genome assembly. NCBI's taxonomy places the organism in Eukaryota, Pelagophyceae, Pelagomonadales, Pelagomonadaceae.